Molecule: messenger RNA, 1071 nt
Organism: Neoarius graeffei (lesser salmon catfish)
Lineage: Eukaryota; Metazoa; Chordata; Actinopteri; Siluriformes; Ariidae
Exons: 8
Coding region: 1-1071 (356 amino acids)
Biological process (GO): phosphatidylethanolamine biosynthetic process
Cellular component (GO): cytoplasm
Molecular function (GO): ethanolamine kinase activity
Source: RefSeq, a predicted model, not a curated record
AUGGAUCUUCCCUUGAAUACCCAAACAGAUGAACAUUUGCACCUUGACGUGUGUUUGGAUGAGCUGUCACCUCACAGUGGGAUCAUCGAGCUGCUUAAAACCCUGAGACCACAGUGGAGAGCUGAGGAUCUCCAACUAAAGGUGUUUACAGAGGGCAUCACUAAUCAGCUGCUGGGCUGCUCAGUGAGCACAGACUUGGCCAUGGUGUUGGUUCGAGUGUACGGACGAAGGACUGAGCUUUUUGUUGACCGUAAGAAGGAGAUGGAGAUGCUGAAGCUGUUGCACUCAUAUGGGUGUGGCCCAAGACUCUACUGCAGCUUCCACAAUGGCAUCUGCUACGAAUUCCUGGAGGGUGUGGCAUUGAAUGAUGCUCAACUCCAACAGCCUUCUGUCUACAGACUGGUUGCAGAAGAAAUGGGGAAAAUCCACUCAAUAAAGCUGAAGUCCGGCUCGUCUGUGGAGCCUGUGCUAUGGGCAAAGUUGGCUAAUUACCUGAAAUUAUUGCAGAACUGUGAAAAUGAUGAUGUGCUAUGGCACAGUUCACAGUUGGACAUUCCCAGCAUGGACAUGUUAACAAAUGAGAUGGAGGAGCUGAAGAGACACUUAAACAGAGUGGAGUCUCCAACAGUGCUGUGUCACAAUGACCUACUGACCAAAAAUAUCAUCUACAACUCAGAUGAAGGUGUCGUUAAAUUCAUAGACUACGAAUAUGCUGACUUUAAUUACCAGGCGUAUGACAUCGGAAACCACUUCAAUGAAUAUGCAGGUGUGAAUGAUGUGGAUUACAGUCUGUACCCGAGCCUCGAGCUGCAGUGGGACUGGCUGAAGUCUUACCUACAGAGUGUAAGAAUCAACAGCCGAGUCGACUCACAGAUCACUCAGAGAGAAGUGAACACUCUGUAUGUCCAAGUCUGCAAAUUCUCUCUGGCGUCUCACUUGUCCUGGGGUUUGUGGGCUCUGUUACAGGCCAAAUACUCCACAAUCAACUUCAAUUUCUUAAAGUAUGCUGCUGCUCGAUUCAGUUUCUACUUUCAGAAGAAGGAGGAGUAUUUAGGAAUGAAGCUUCCUUAA